UUCAAAUUCCACCACUCAGCUCUACUGAACACACAGGCUCAAACUUCCAUUAAACCUUCAUCUCUGCUCUGUACUGUAUUUGACUAGAGUCGAGAGAGAGAAAGAGAGAGAGAGAGAGAGAGAGAGAGAGAUGUCGUCGGGUGUGCCUACAACUACUUCGACAAGAAGGAUGAAAUGGAACCAGGCGGCGCCACCGCCACCCACCCCAAAAAUCAUCCACUUGCCCAGGAGGCCUCGCCGGAAGAGCCCCAAGACGGCCGCGAAGAAGCCCCCUUCCUCCUCCUCCUCCUCCGCGGCCCACAAGUGGCGGCGCCACUCGCUCAACCCUAUGGAGCUCCUGCAUGAGGAGUACUACUACAAGGGGAAGCUGGAGAGGCUGUUCGGCCAGGAGAGGGAGUUCUCCAGGGCUGGGGUUGUUCCCAUUGUGGUUCUCAACUCCGCGGCUUCGUGUGGCGAUAGCGAUAGGAGGGAGCGAGUGGAGGAGGACGGCGGGGAGGCGGCGGCGGCGGCGUUUGCGGAGGAGAAGUGGCGGUUUCAGGCGGAGAUGUUGAGGGCGGAGUGUAAUUUCCUGAGAAUGGAGAGAGAGUUUGCUCUGAAGAAGCUGGAGAGAAAUCGAGUUCAAAUGGAAACCACUCUCAGAUCGGCAGUUCAGAGCCUUAUUUCUGGAAAGAAGAAAAUAUAUGAAGGAAAGAAUGGCAAUGCGAUUCUGGAAGAAGAGAUUGAGGAUUUGGAAGAGAAGCUGGAUGAGCUGAAAAGGAGCUCCAAGAAAAAUAAUAGGGAUUUUGAAAUCACGAAAUGCAGCAGCAACUUUGAUAAGCAAGCAAGCCUGUUGCAAAGAAGGCUGGAAAAGCUGGGUGGAUUAUCAGAUCAAAAAUUCCCCGAAAUCGAGGCUUCUGGCUGCAAAACCAUCAAAAAAUCCACUGAUGUUGAGUUAUUACGGAGAAUGGAAGGACUGUCAAAAUGCAUGUUAGAUAGAAUGGAGGAGGAAUAUGGAGCAAUAAUUUCUAGUACUACAGCCAAUGUCUCUACUGCCACUUCCACUUCCAAGCAAAUGGAGUUCUCUGACCCAUUGGCUUUCUCCACUCGACAACUGCAUCAGGAGGAGGAGAACAGAUGUUCUGGGCGUUGUAAAGCAAUAGUACGCAGGAUUGUAGAGCAAGUGAAAGCGGAGACAGAACAAUGGUCGCAAAUGCAAGAAAUGCUCGGGCAGGUGAGGGAAGAGAUGCAGGAACUCCAAGCUUCUCGUGAUUUCUGGGAAGACAGGGCUCUUGAAUCUGCUCGUGAAAUCCAGUCCCUGCAGUCUACAGUGCAAGAAUGGAAAGAAACAGCAUUGUCCUCUGAAGUCAAGGUUAAAGAGCUGCAGAUGCAACUAUCUGCAGCUAAAGAAAGUGUUGAAAAGUUGAGGGCAAAGCAAGGCAAUGGUCAAACCAGGGAGGCGAAAUCAACCCCGAAUUCACCCAAGGCUCCACUAGGCAAACAGAUUGAGAAAGAAAAACGGGUAGGGAAGGAAAACCAGGGUGUUGAUGAUGACAGAAGGGGCAAGACUAUUGGUGAGAGAAGUUUGGAAGUGGCACCGAUUUCUUUGGCGAAGCAGAUUGAGAAGGAGAAACGCAUGCUUCUGAGACGUCUCAAGGAUAACAUUCGGGGUAACAAUGAGAAGAUAGAGGUUUCUCCUAGCGAAAGAAGAAAAGCACAGACACACAAUGAUCCUAAAAGAUCACCAUUUCGAGAUGUUGCAAAUUCUUCGCCCUUGGUGAGGCAGAACAGCAAGGCGGUUUUUCCUUGGCACAGCCCUGAGCAUUGCAUUUGAAAACUUGAGAUAAAAGAGUUGAGUGAUAAGAAAUGAAAGCCAAAAUGCCCAUCUCUUCCCUUCCUUUCAGCUUCCCUCAUAGAUUUGAGAAGACUUCCUUUGGAAUAAUUUAUGGUCUUAGUUUGGGUAAUUAGAAAUUUGUGUUGUAUUUUAUCUGUUCCCUCACCAAGUAGUUAGAACAAUAGCUAGGUUAAUCUUUCUCACCACCCGGAAUAGCUAAAGGUGCAUUUCGAAAAGUGGUUAGAAUAGUCAAUCACCCAACAUUCCCUAUGCUCACAACGUUGACUUGUGUACUAUAAAGUUAUAAGUUUGACAUUUUCUUGAUUCUA
Messenger RNA from Ipomoea nil (Japanese morning glory), 2139 nucleotides. RefSeq names its product myosin heavy chain, clone 203. The record is from RefSeq and is a predicted model, not a curated record. The transcript is spliced from 5 exons. Lineage: Eukaryota; Viridiplantae; Streptophyta; Magnoliopsida; Solanales; Convolvulaceae. The coding region runs from base 131 to 1810 and encodes 559 amino acids.